Molecule: messenger RNA, 384 nt
Organism: Rodentolepis nana
Lineage: Eukaryota; Metazoa; Platyhelminthes; Cestoda; Cyclophyllidea; Hymenolepididae
Source: the annotation of a GenBank genome assembly
AUGGCUCGAACUAAGCAGACUGCUCGUAAAAGCAUAGGGGCCAAGGCACCUCGAAAGCUGCUGGCUAUGAAGGCCGCUCUCAUGAGCGCCCCAUCAACAGGUGGUGUGGAAAAGCCAUAUCGCUUCAGGCCUGGAACUGUCGCUCUUCGGGAAAUUUGGCGUUAUCAGAAGAGUACUGAGCUUCUUAUCCGAAAGAUUGCUCAAGAGUAUCAGAAUGACUUGCGUUUCCAGACCACUCCAGUAGCCGCUAUACAAGAGGCAGCUGGAGCCUAUAUGAUUGGUCUAUUCGAAGACACCAACCUAUGGGCCAUUCACGCAAAGCGAGUCACUAUCAUGCCCAAGGAUAUGCAGCUUGCUCGCCGCAUUCGUGGUGCGAAGGCUUAA